AUAGUGUUGACAAUAGUGUUGUUUAUUUGGAUUCAAAACACGUGUGAUUUGGACACAGAUUUUCCAGUAAAAGACUUACUCUUAAAUUAAUGACUAAUUAAUUAUUUGGUGGAUCAGCUCAUUGAUAAUAAUGUCAAACAAGACAAAGAAACCGAUUAAAGUCAGUAAAAAUCGAAAGAAGUCGUGGCGUAAACACUGUCCCGUAGAAGAUAUCGAGGAAUAUCUUGAAAACGAUCGCUUCAAUGAAAGAAUUGGCGGAUCCAUUGCUGACAAAUCGGAUGAUAGUUUGUUUGUUAUCGAGAAGACAGUCACAAACAAUGUCAACAAAAAAGAUACCAAAGAAGUUAAAGCAAAGCCGACAAAAAUUACGAAAAGACCGUCAAAACUGAAAGAAAUUCAAUCAAAUCUCAAAUUAUUUAAAUUACUUGAAUCACAGUCUAAAGUGAAGCCAAUUCCGUCCAGAAUUGGGUCGAAAAAUGUUAAGAAAAAUUUUCUUAACGACGACAAGAAAUUUGCCAAAUUAUGGCCACAAAAGAAAUUACAAUUUCUAAGAUUAGAUCAGAAGAGAGAGAAACAAAAAUUAAUUAAAAAAGAUCCAAAAUUACGGUUUGAAGUCUACGACAUGUGGGAUAAUUGCCAACAAAGGAYAGAUCUAAUAGAUGAAGAUAUGAAAGAAUUAAUUGAUUACCAAGAAGUACUUAAAGGCAGUAAACCACCGAAAGUACCGAAACAUCACAACCAAAAGCUGACAUUAUUGCCAUCAAUUGAAGUACCAGAAUCUGGACAAUCAUAUAAUCCGGAUCAUGAAUCACAUCAAAAGCUAUUAAAGAAGGCUUUUGAUGUGGAGGUCAAUAAAGUCAAUGAAGAAAAACGUUUGAAACGAUUGGUUGAGAACUACUAUGUAAGCAAAGCAGAGGCACCUAAUGAUCGUUCGUAUGUUAAUGAGAUGUCACAUGGAUUAGGUCUCAGUGAUAAUGAGGACAAAGAAGAUGAAGAAGACGAUAAUGAACUCAAUGAAUCAAUACAACUCAUUGGUAGGUCCGACCGUAAGAAGACAAAAGCUCAGAGAAAUAAAGAAUUAUUGCAAAAACAAUUAAAAUUAAAGAAACAGUUAGACAAAGAAGAAAAAUUUAAAGCAAAUGAUAUCUUUAGAUUGAAAACAUUUAUAAAACAAUUGAAGAGAAAGGAAAAGGAAUCACAAGAGAAACAAAAGCGCCGAACGGAUAGAGAAAAGUCUAAACUUUUGGGACCCAAACGGUUGAGUCGUCAUAAAUAUGAAAAACCAGAUAUAGAGCUAAAUCUGACCAAUGAAUUAACCGGUUCUUUGCGUACAAUUAAAACUGAAGGAAAUAUAUUAGAGGAUAGGUUUAAGAGUUUUCAACGAAGAAAUAUCAUCGAAACAAGAGUUAGACAAGCAUUCAAACGACGCUAUAAAAUGAAGAAAUAUACUAAAAAGUCAUCUCAGGAUCCAAUUGUCUAAUUGUUUUGUUAUAUUUUUUGCAUAAUUUAAUUUCAAAGUGAUAUAUAUAUAUAUACUAU
This is a messenger RNA of Oppia nitens, 1539 nucleotides long. RefSeq names its product ribosome biogenesis protein NOP53-like. Gene Ontology annotation, cellular component: nucleolus. Gene Ontology annotation, molecular function: 5S rRNA binding. The transcript is spliced from 2 exons. Lineage: Eukaryota; Metazoa; Arthropoda; Arachnida; Sarcoptiformes; Oppiidae. Gene Ontology annotation, biological process: ribosomal large subunit assembly; rRNA processing. Bases 131 to 1480 code for a protein of 449 amino acids. The record is from RefSeq and is a predicted model, not a curated record.